AUGUAUCGUUUUCCACUUUUUGAGAUUGUGGGUAUUACAUGCACUGAGCAAACUUUCAAUGUUGCGUUUGUUUACAUGUCAAAGGAGGCAGAAGAUAAUUACAGAUGGGCACUGAGUAGGUUAAGAACACUUAUGGAUGAGGAUUCUAUGCCUGGGGUAAUUGUCACUGAUCGGGAAUUAGCACUUAUGAAAGCCACUGAAAAUGCCUUUCCCGAUACUCAUCAGAUUUUAUCUUUUGAAUCAAAAUACUUUGCAUUUCCUGAGGAGAUAAAUUAUUUGAAGACCAAUUGGUUGAACAAGUAUAAGGAAAUGUUCAUUGCAGCAUGGACAAACAACUACAUGCAUCUUGGUGCAACGACUUCGAAUCGGGCCGAGAGUGCACAUGCAAAGCUCAAGCGAGAACUUAGAUCUUCCCAACUUGACUUCAAUGUAUCAUGGGAGCACAUCCACUCAUUAUUGUGUUUGCAUCAUACUGAAGUUAAGGCUUCAUUUGAAAAAAGUCGAUGUUUUGUGCAACAUGAGUUCAAGCAUGUAAACUUGAGAGAGUUGAUAGGAUUUGUGUCCAUUGCGGCAUUGAACAAGAUCGUCUAUGAAGCGAACAAGGAGCCAGCUGAAAAGAGAAAGACCAAAGGGCGUCCAAGUAAGGAAGACAGUAGCACUCGUCGUUUGCCAUAUGGGUUUGAAAUUAUAAAUACAUUGUUGUCUGAGCGUGAGACCCAUUCGCCUCUUCCAAGUGUUCAAAAAGUCUCACGUAAGUCAAAUACGAAGACAAGUAAUGACCACUCAGAGAAAAGUAAGGCAGAUAAGCUGGCUCAGAAGGAUAUGAGGUUUGAGCUAACUCAGAAGUAUACAGCACAGUUCAUAUUUGGCAUGCGGCCAUAUAUUAUCGGUUCGAUGGAUGUCGAAAAUGAUGGUAAUUGUGGUUUUAGAGUUGUGGCAUCGGCUUUGGGAUUUGGUAGAAAACAUUGGCGUAAAAUGCGAAUUGAUUUGCUAAAUGAGCUAAAAGGCACGCUUGAGCUUUAUGAAGCUCUUUAUGGAGGACAAAGUUCUGUGGACAAACUUUGUAAACGAAUUAACCAUUCUGCAUCCAAUAUUGCACCUAAACGGAAAUGGAUGGAUCUACCAGACAUGGGGCAUUUGAUUGCAACUUGUUAUGGAGUAGUGGUUGUCAACUUGUCAGAUGGUCAGUGCUUCACAUUUCUCCCAUUAUGUGAAUACAGCGAGGGAAAACCAAUGGAAGUAAAUUUACGUGAGAUUGUCCUUGGAUUUGUGAACAGCGAUCACUUUGUUCAGAUAUGUUUAUUGCCUGGGCACCCAUUGCCACCGAUCACACCAAAUUGGAUUUACCAUGCAGAUGAUAAAGCUAAAAGUUUGUACUUGAAAUAUCAAGACCGUUUCCAGCAAUAUGAUCAAUUGCCACAUCCUGAAAGAGUGACUAAUAUAUCCUCAGAAACAGUGCAACUUGACGAUGACAAUGAACUUACUGAUGAAAUUGUUCAACUUGGUGAUGCCACACUACCCCAAUAA
Messenger RNA from Rosa rugosa (rugosa rose), 1527 nucleotides. RefSeq lists its product as uncharacterized. Lineage: Eukaryota; Viridiplantae; Streptophyta; Magnoliopsida; Rosales; Rosaceae. The record is from RefSeq and is a predicted model, not a curated record. Bases 1 to 1527 code for a protein of 508 amino acids. The transcript has 6 exons.